AUGUUGCUGUUCACUCUACUGGACCAGAUGUUCCCGCCCAAGGCGAAGUGGACGCCGACGGAUAUCCCUGAUUUGGACGGCAAGACAUUCUUGGUGACCGGGGGCAAUACGGGACUUGGAAAGGAAACGUGCAAACACUUGCUCCUGAAAGGUGGCGAUGUGUGGUUCACAGCACGGUCUGCGUCGAAGGCCGAGCAAGCCAUCGCAGAGCUGGAGAAGGAGACCGGUCGGCAGGCACGGUUUCUCCAACUGGACCUUAGCGAUCUUUCUAGUGUGAAGCGCUCAGCAGAAGAGUUCAAGACGAAGCAGCAGCGCCUUGACGCAUUGAUUCUCAAUGCGGGGGUUAUGCAUCCCCCAAUCGAACAGCUGACGACCCAGGGAUACGACAUGCAGUUUGGUACCAACGUGCUAGGUCACUUCCUCCUGAUUAAGCUCCUCCUUCCUUUGCUUCGCUCCACCGCUACUGGUCCUUUGGCAAAAGGCGAACCCUCUCGUAUAGUGUGGGUGUCUUCAUCCACGAACUAUUAUUUCAACCCGCCUGUGAAGUAUGACACUCUCAAAGACUCCCCGCAACGAACUGCGCUCGGAAACUUCCAGCUUUACGCACAGAGCAAGUUCGCAACUGUGAUGCUCGUGUUCAAGCUUGCGAAGCUGCUCGAGGGUGAUUAUGGUGCUAACGGCAAGGUAGUCGCCAAUGUUGUAGACCCUGGAAACAUCAGGACGGAGCUUCAACGGUAUGCUACUUUCGGGGAGAGGAUAUUGGUACGUUGUGCUCGUCCUCAUGCGUGUGCCGUUGCAUUAACGUCCCCGACCGUACAGCAUUGGAUACUCCUUCAUCCGACUCCGUUGGGAGCUUACACGCAACUUUACGCUGCGACGAGCCCGGAAGCGGCAAGGCAGAACGGGAAGUACUUCUACCCCUGGGCGAGGACCACAGAUCCUGCGCAGGGAACCUUCGAUGAACGCGAACAGGACAAGAUAUGGGACUUCUGCGAGGAGGCCGUCAAACCGUUUGCAUAG
This is a messenger RNA of Punctularia strigosozonata HHB-11173 SS5, 1020 nucleotides long. Its product is annotated as NAD(P)-binding protein. The transcript is spliced from 7 exons. The record is from RefSeq and is a predicted model, not a curated record. Gene Ontology annotation, molecular function: oxidoreductase activity. NCBI's taxonomy places the organism in Eukaryota, Fungi, Basidiomycota, Agaricomycetes, Corticiales, Punctulariaceae. Bases 1 to 1020 code for a protein of 339 amino acids.